CGUAAAACCAAACCAAAACAUUUGUUUCUCUGUUGUUUGUCUCAAACUCAAAUGGUUGACCGUCCUACCGAUGUGGUCGUAGAAGUCGGUUCUUCCGGCAGAACUAUUUUCCGACCGGACGAGACUCCGACUCCAGAACCUCGGAGACCAACACAAUUGCCGCCAGUUCCUGCACCGGAGAAAAAACUGACCCUUUUUGCCUUAAGACUCGCUGUUCUUGAGAAGAUUGCUUCAGGGUUGGGAUCUUUAGGUUUCGUGUGGGCCACGGUUGUUCUUCUUGGUGGAUUCGCUGGAAGUUUAGAGAUAACAGAUUUCUGGUUUGUUACUGUGAUUCUUGUUAUUGAAGGAGCUAGGCUUUUCAGUAGAAGCCACGAGCUUGAACUGCAGCAUCAGUCUAAGUACACAAUCUCUGGAAUCAACAUCUUCCGGUUCCUUGUCAAACAAAUUAACCAAAUAUUUCACCAGGUGGCUCACAUUGCCGGAGACGACAAUAGACCAUCGGUUCGAGAAACGAGAACCGUACAAAGGAAUUCGGGACACAUCACGCGGACAAGGACAUGGAAAAGCUCAGAUGUUCCUAUGUUGCCUUACACAGGAUGGGUUUUUGUUUCAAGAAACGUGAGUAGAAUCUUCUAUUGGCUCCAGAUUGCUUCUGCUUUCGCCAGCAUUUUUAUCUCCACGAUCCAACUCAUCAAACAAGACUAUGGAGGCAACGACUUGAAACCCAAAAGCACCAAUCUUCACGCAGCUUUGACUCUCUUCUACUCUCUAGCCCUAGCCGAGGCUCUUCUGUUCCUUGUUGAGAAAGCUUACUGGGAAUAUAUGAUUAGUGUUAUCCACAUUCUUGAGAAAGUGAAUGAAGAAUGCGGUCUUGAGAGAUUUGGUACGGGAUCGGUGAGAAGAUUCUUCUAUGAUGCCUACUCAAGAUGCCUCAACGGGAGCAUCUUCGACGGAUUGAAGAUGGAUAUGGUGAUCUUUGCCAUGGAGCUCUUGGUAGCGAAUUCUCUUGAUGAGCAGCUCAUUGGAGCAGAGAUUCUUUCGAUAUUCUCAACCCACGACGACUAUUCGGUUGAUACUUUGCAGAAGAUUGGGACAAAUCUUGCAAUCAUAGAAAGGUUAGUGGAGAUGUUGAAUUGGAGAGACAAAAAUCAAGAAGAUGUGAGAAUGUCAGCUGCAGAGAUUCUCUCAAGAUUAGCUAGUAAGAAGCAGAACUCUCUGAGAGUUGCGGGGAUCCCGGGAGCGAUUGAGUCGAUAUCUUCUCUUUUAGAGAGCACGAGAGAUUCAGGUGAAGCCACUGAUGAGAUUGGAGAACAGAGUAUAAACCAUUCAAAUUUAUGGACAUUGAACAAUCUUGGACUGCUGAUUCUGAAAAGGCUAGCUCGAGAUCAUGAGAACUGUGGAAAAAUUGGGAAAACAAAAGGGUUACUUUCAAAGAUCAUUGACUUCACUUAUGCUGAGAAGAAUUUGUUGGAAAAUCCAAAUGUUGCUGUUGCAGAGCCUUAUAAGAUCUUGGCUGUGAAACGGUCUUUGAAGCUGUUAAAGAAGCUGGUGAGCACGACAGGCACAACAGGGAAGAACUUGAGGAUGACUAUCUCUGGGAUUGUCUUCACAGUGAGCAACAUUAGGGAAACAUUACAUCAUGGAAAGAGUCAGCCUCAUUUGCAGAAGCUUGGUGCAGAGAUUUUGACUUUCCUUGCGUUUGAAGAAGGUGCAACCGAGAAAAUCGGAGGCACGGGCGGGGUUUUGAAAGGGCUUCUCUGCAUAUUCUUGAACAAUGAGAUUCCAAAGGACAAAAGUGGUGUGAGAGUCUCUGCUGGUGAAUCUGUUGCUAUGCUAGCUCAAGGAAGUAAAAGCAAUUGCCAAAAGAUAUUGAGAGCAAAUGUUCUUAAGGGACUCGUUGAAGCGUUGGACAACCCGUUGAUUCGGUUGAAUGCAGCGAGGAUCUUGCGUAAUCUCUGUGCAUAUACAGCUCCUGGUCAGUUCAAUGAACAGAUGAAGGAAGUUAUUAAAUCUGCAGGAGCAACAGUUCUUAAGGCAAUAAAGUCUGAAGAGAGGAAACCUCAAGAAGUUAUGGUGGGAUUAGCACCACAUAUUCUCAAGUUAAUGAAUACUCCCGAAGAAUUGAGAGGGAUGUUCGAGGAAGCCGGAGUAACCGAGGAAGAACUAGCCAAGGCAUUAAUCAAUAUCCUCAAGAGAUAUGAACAGCCAGUUCCAAAGGUUCCAAGAAUCAGGAGGUUUGCAAUAGAGCUAACCAUUGCGAUGAUGAAAGCUAACGUUGAGACUGUCAAGACCUUCCAAAACCUUGAGAUGAAGAAUGAAUUAGAGACCGUCUUUGAGACCGCGGCUGAGCUUGAGAACUUUGAUAUAUUUUCUGGCACGGUCGGUUUGGCACGCCAUGGUUCAACUAUCAAUGAACUCAUUGAAGAAGCAAUGCUGUUGUUGAGGUAGACAAAAGUUCUCAUAUGUAACAAUUUUAAAGACAUUGACUGUCUCAACCCCAAAUUGUAUUGAACUAAUUGUCUUUGCUCAACAAGUUUAUCAAAUGGACUAUUUUCUCUU
Arabidopsis thaliana (thale cress) is the source of this 2559-nucleotide messenger RNA. RefSeq names its product ARM repeat superfamily protein. The coding region runs from base 52 to 2448 and encodes 798 amino acids. The transcript is spliced from 3 exons. Lineage: Eukaryota; Viridiplantae; Streptophyta; Magnoliopsida; Brassicales; Brassicaceae. The record is from RefSeq and is marked reviewed.